Amyelois transitella is the source of this 5706-nucleotide messenger RNA. RefSeq names its product sorting nexin-13. The record is from RefSeq and is a predicted model, not a curated record. Gene Ontology annotation, cellular component: early endosome. NCBI's taxonomy places the organism in Eukaryota, Metazoa, Arthropoda, Insecta, Lepidoptera, Pyralidae. The transcript has 23 exons. Bases 147 to 3077 code for a protein of 976 amino acids. Gene Ontology annotation, molecular function: phosphatidylinositol binding.
AAAUUAUCAAAUCAAAAACGUCAACUUUAGCAAACUGUCAUGGAUUGUUUUCGCUUUAUUUUUGUUAUUAUUUAAAUUAAAUUCUAGAUAGAUAUCGACACAAAUCCAAUAAAAUUUUGGCAUUGGCGAAUAAAAAGUAUGUAAUUAUGGCGAUGAGACUUGCAGGAUGGUUUUCCCUUAUAUCCGUAAUUUUAACCGGAUUGUUUGGCUUUGGCUGGUAUUUUAUAUUUCUUUCGUUUCUACUGUCUUUCUUACUAGGGGUUAUGACAAUACUAUAUUAUGACUAUGAUCACAAAAAAAUAUUCCCUGUGGAUAUUGAUAGUUUUGAUGACCCCUUACAACAGACAAACUUUUCCAUACAACUCCCAAAGGUCAUAGAAUUAUUUAAGAAAGAUACACCAUUGCCUAAAUUUGACAGCAGAAUAACAGGCAGUGAAAUAGUUGAUUCUUUUAUUAAUGAGAUUAUAGCAAUAAUUGUAAAUGACUAUGUAACACCUUGGUAUGAGAUGCUAACUGAUGAUAUGGAAUUUACAACACAUUCAAUCAAUCGCCUUGUGGUGACUGCUGGAGCCAAUAUAGCGAAUAGAGUUAAAUGUGUGGACUGGACACAUUUACUUUCCACAAGGUUUCCAGAAGAAUUGACUACACAUUUGAAACUGUUCAAGCAGUCACGAGUGCGACUGAAACACAUUCAGUUGCAGAACAGCAAAGAGAAAGAGAUGACGAAUGGCAACACACGCGCCAGUCCCAAACGGAUGGAAGAGAGGAAGACUCACAGGCGUAAUAAAAGUGACACUGACUUAUCGUGGCCACCUGAUACUCAAACUGUGGGAAAGUCCAAGUUUUAUGAUAGCGCAGAGAGUUUAAGCAGCAAAUCUUUAACAGAGUUAUUUUUUGAUCUUGAAUGUUCAAUUGAAAAUAGGCAGGUUUGCCGUGAUGUGUUCUGUAUAGAUACUGAAAAGGAAUAUGCAUUACUAUGCGAGGUGGCAGAAGCUGUCUUAUAUCUGGUGGCCCCAGAAGAAGCUUGGAAAUGUCAUGCGUUGAAGAUGAUAUUGAUAGAAUUAUUGUCUGGUGUAGUUUUACGUCCCAUAAUGAACCUAUUGAGUGAUCCAGACAACAUCAAUAGGACGAUUAUACAAAGCUGUGUCCGGGACUCUUGUCUGCCCUCAGAGUUGUUCCUGCUAGUUAUAAGGAGUUGCACGGACGCCGAGGAGUUAGACGCCACGCUAGAACUUGUACAUAAAGAUAUACAAAAACUCCAUUCCAAAGACAGUGCCGGCGAAUGGGAGUUACAAGACCGCCAGAAAUUGUCUUCGUUGAGAUAUGUGGCUAGGACUAUUCAGGCCCGCAGAGCCAUUUUGGGUCCGCAAGAAGGAGCGGCUAAUAAUAGUAAUGCCGAGAAAAUGUCCGAGGAAGUGGCAAGGUCUUUGAAAUUUUUAAGAGCCACCACCGCAUGGAAAUCGAAUGCGCAAUAUUUGUUGGAAAUUGAAGUUAAUGAAGCAGACGAGCCUUACACAUCAAAAGCGGUAAUAGACAACCUUCGGUCGUCUGCUCUAGAGCUGUGCGAUCUAUACUUAGCUCCGAACAAGCCCACCAUAAUGGGGAUCCCGGAGAACUGUUACUCCGAGCUGGUGAGGAAGAUCACGACGGAGGGCGAGGAGUUCACCAGCAACCCGGCAACGUGCUUCGAAGAGGUGCAGAAGUGUGUCUGCGUUGCGUUGGAGGAUGAUCCCUCCUGGCAAUCAGAUCUUAUGAUGGACGAGGAUGCCACCGAAAGAGGCUCGAGUGAAGUCAAAAAGGAAGAAAAACCAGAUGGAAAGAAAUACACUGCUGAUACAUUACCCGUGCCCGGGGCCAGACAUAACCGUUCAAGGUCGGAUAUUGUGGGUAAUUUUGCUCAGAAGAUGAUCAAUGAGAGUGCAGGAUCGUCAAGUUUACUAUCAGCAAAUGCCAGCAAUUUGUCAGUAUCACAUUCCGAAAUCAGUCAGAAGACAAAAAAUAUGAUGUCCCCAUUAUCAGCGACUAUUAUUGAAACAGCAUUGGGCCAACAAAAAGGUCGAACAUACGGAAUUUAUGCGAUACAAGUGAAGAGGCUGUCCGACAAUGUAGUUUGGCAUAUCUAUCGAAGAUACAGCGAUUUUUAUGAUCUACAUUCAUCUAUCAAAGAAAAGUGGUCAGAGCUGGGAAAUCUUCCGUUCCCAGCUAAGAAGACUUUUCAGAACACGUCUAGGGCUGUCCUAGAGAGCCGUAAACAUAUUCUGAACAGCUAUCUCCAAAAGUUGACCAACUUGUCAAGGGAGACGAGGUAUAUGACCCUUUUGUCGAUGGACUAUUUGGGUGGUUUCCUAAGCCCAGAAAAUCAGGCUGAGCGACAUAGCAAUGCUAUCGAUUCACUAAUCGUAAAUCCGCUGCGAGCUGGUAUGAGGACAUUGAAAAACAUGCCUGAUCAGUUUGUGAACACUGUGGAUGGAGUAAUGGAUGGUAUUUCUAAAGUGUUUCAAGGUAAAAGCGACAGUCACUACGAUGCUAUGAGAAGUGGAAAUAAUUCUGACGGACCGGAUGAUGGUGACGAAAGCAUAGCUCUGAGGUUGUUGGAGGAGGUGCUGGGCAUCCGAGGGUUGUGGCUGCGGCGGCGGCUGCUCGCGCCGCUCAGAACUCUCAUAUCUGACCGGGUCAAUAAGAAAGUACUAGACUUUGUCUCGUCUUUGACGUCCCCGCGAAAUGUUGUUAAAUAUUUAAAGAAAUUCAAACAAUGGCUGACGAACCGCAACAAUGCAAGUUACAGCAGCAGAGAUUGCGCGACAAAAGCAAGAACGAGAGUCGCCGCUAAAGUUGCUUUACUUGCCGCUUGUACAGAUGAUUUGCGGCACAUCGUGGGCUCAGACACAGCUCGCAGAGGACUACUGACCUUGUUCGAUUUAUUCCAAACGCAAGAGAUCAAUCGAAGGCUUCUUUUCGUUUUGAUGGAAGCCAUAUUGACAAAUCUAUUCCCUGACAACAAUAUUCCGGACCUAUUCAAGAGAUUAUACUCAAAUUCUUCAAGAGUGCCAGUAGUCAAGAAGUCGGUGAAUAUAUGAUGUAAUAUUUGUGACAUAGUUUUUGUAACGGUAAUAUUCUUAUUGUAAUAUUGAUAUAGGGCUAGUUUUCAAUUUUUUGUUAAUAUAUAUUCGACUGGCCAAAAACAAAUGAAGUAAGUAUACCUAGUAAAGUUUGACCAGAAAUAUAUCUGACCCCACCAUAUUACGGAUUAAAAAGUUAAUAAUAAUUAUGUGCUGGCAAUAAUGACCCAAAAAAGUAACCAUAACCCAACACUAUUAAGUAGUUAUUUAUGGCUUCCAUAUGGUUCCUCUACUUCUUCUAAAAUAAGUGGGCUUAUAUUUGACAGUAAUAACAGUUAUGUUAAAUCAGAUCAUUAUUACAUAAGACUCAAUAUGACAUAAGAAUUUGGUGUUGCUAUUUAAAACAGAACUAUCGCCGUCAUUGACGCCGCUGUCUUUUAUUUUAGCCUAUUGGAAAAAUAGCUCUUGGCAAUAAAAGUGGAUGAUAGUUUAAUUAUUUCUGUAUAGCAUGAUGUUACAGAAAACGCAUUUACAACGAAUAUAUUAUACAUAUAUAUUUCUUGAUUUGUUCUAUAACUUUGUUAUAAAGUGUAUAAGAAUGGAUUCAUAUUACAUUCAGUAAAAGGCUUCGUUUGAACUUUGUGCCAAAGAAUAUGCAGAGGUCAUUAUUUAUUAAUGACAAUUGUUACUGGAGUGUUUGAUACAAUCUACAAAAGUCUUGUAAAUUUGUAUUAUCUUAACACACAUAAUGUUUUGUGAAAUGUUGGUUAUUAUCCUAGCAUAGACAUGUACAGUCAUCAAUAUAAUGAUGUAUACAGAGACCAAAUUGCGGAACGGUAUCAAAUUGCAAUGUAUUAUUGAAUAUUAAAUUAAAAAGUAUUAAAAUAUGUUUUAAACAUUAGCUUUUAAUGUACUUUUUUUAUAUCGUGAAAAGCAUACACCACAGCCUUGUAUACCUUAUUAAGUCGUUGACUGUACAUUAUAAGGACUUUAUAUACUGCAGUCAAUAUACACUAAAUAUAUACAAUAUACACUACACACAAUAUACACCAAAACUGUUCAACCGACUUGCAAUAAGUCUACAUUAAAAAUGUGUUCUUCUCCAUAAUCUUAUUUAGACUUUUCAAUAUGUGAGGCCAUACUUAGUUAGAUUUAGUAAAAUUUAAUAUGUAAUUAUGAUCUAUUAUUAAUAUGUGCUAUGUAACGAUUGGCUCCACGAUAUUGUGAUAAUCAAUUAGAUAUCUAAAUUACUAAUCAAAUUUACCUGAGUGUUUGUACAAAACUUAUUGUUUUAGGUAUAAAUUUUAGUGAAAUUUACAAUAGUUUAAAAUAUACAACAUAAUUCUGUAUGGUUUAUAAAUUAGUUAUCAGAUAAUCGGAUGCGUAUUUGUAUAUCUUAAUUUAUUUUUUUUAGCUCAGUAGGAGUAUUUGCAAACAACAUUUAGGUAAACGUCAUUAUAUACAAUAUAUGAUGUUUUGAUUUUAUGAGAAGUUUUAAAUGUGCAAUGUAUUUUACCCUAACCAUUGAACCGUUGGAAAUAGAACGUGUUUUGAUCAAGAAUCUUGAAGUAAAUGUAUGCGAGGAUCGCGACAAGUAAAAUAUGUAAAGUCUGUCCACUUAUACGGGAAAGUGGCAUCAUCAUUUUAGAUUUGGGGGUUAUAUCAAUAUCCAUGUCGUGUUCAUGAAUAAUCUCGAAAAAAGUAUUAAAUGUAUGUUAAAGAGAUUAUAAUAAAAAUUAAAUGUCAAAACUUCAAAUCUCAGUGCAUCCGAAUAUCCGAUUUCAUUAUUGAUUGCGAAAAUCUGUUAUUGACAUAGAAAAAAAAUCUUGGCUUUUAAGUUUACUGAAAAAUAUCGAUUUGUUACAUAAUAAUAUUGAUACUGAUAAAAUUUUUGGUAAAUUUAAAGUUGUAAAUAUUAUUCUGGCGGAAAAGUAAUAUGAUGUGCCUUUAUAGAAUUAUUAAAUUAUUUAUUUAAAAGUGUAAAUUAACGUAAUCCACCUUAAAGUUAACGUAAGCUUGAAGUGUAAUUAUUUAAACAACAAUUUUCUCGACGAUCUCUGACAACAAAUUAUCGUGUAUGUAUAAUUCAUACUAACAAUAUAAAUUCAAAAAUUAAUUCUAAUUAACACCAGCUUUAAGUUCUAUGUAUAUAACAUAUAUAAUAAAACAAUUGUUUUAAGAUUUAAAAAAAAACAAGCAAAUGCUGUCAAAUUGUUUCAAUAAUUUGGUUUGAUUUGGUAAUGUAUGAUUUGUAUUAUACAUUUUCAAUAGGCAGCUAUGUAUAAAUAAAAUUAUAAUCUUAUAUAAGAUUCGAUGCUAUGGAAUUGAAAACGCAUAGUAGUAAGUAAUAAUAAUUCUGAUUUCUGUGUCUAAGAUCCUGGUUUUAUUCAGAUCUUUUUGUAUUGGCUAUUAUAUGAUAAAUGUUUUAUUUUAAAUUGUAACAUUACUUCUCAAUAAUUCACUCAAUAGCAAUAUUACCUAAGAGAUAUUAUUAACAAUAAUUUACAUAUCAAUAGUGUUGUUGUUAGUUCGUUAAACAUAUAUGAUAUAGUUUAUACAUUCCACUGUUCACACUGUUUCAAUAGCUUCGUUCAUAAUGCAUAAGUAUUUAUUUUAUUAUUUGGAACGAAAUAAACGUUAUUAAGUA